This is a messenger RNA of Malania oleifera, 4332 nucleotides long. RefSeq names its product protein RTF1 homolog. NCBI's taxonomy places the organism in Eukaryota, Viridiplantae, Streptophyta, Magnoliopsida, Santalales, Ximeniaceae. Gene Ontology annotation, molecular function: RNA polymerase II C-terminal domain phosphoserine binding; DNA binding. Gene Ontology annotation, cellular component: Cdc73/Paf1 complex. The record is from RefSeq and is a predicted model, not a curated record. The coding region runs from base 1999 to 3981 and encodes 660 amino acids. The transcript has 2 exons.
GACGACAUUGAAUCGCACGAUAUCAGCUACAUAAGCACCGAAGACGCCCUCGUCCUACCCCUCGCCACGCUCCUCGCCCUCUGAUGGUGCCCCUCCUCUACUGCACCCGCGGAGCACCGGAUCAGCUUUCCGUCAGCUUUCAUCAGAGAUUCUAGGGUUUCCGGCCUCGAAUCCGACGGCGGAGGAGAGAUCUCUUCUCUGCUCACCUCCGUGCUCUGGUUCUGGACUAUUGCAAAUUUACUAACUUGCUUAAUCAAAUGGCGCCAUGGCGGUGAACUGGGAUUCUACAUAGAACAAGGUCGAAGCACAAGAUUGGUAUUCCUAAUUUAAGAGUCAAGUUUGAAGCACAAGAUGACAUUUGGGAUCUGCUUAUUUAAAGUGGCACCCGUAUACAAUCAAGUUUAAGAAUGGCGGGGUUGUAGAGAUUUUGUAUUACUAAUGCUAGGCCAAAUUCUUUGAUGGGGAGUAUUAACAUCUUUGCCAUUUUCAUAUUUCUUAUUAUGUGAUGUCCAAUGUCAGCAAUUGAAAGAAUGGUGUUUCAUGUUAGAUAUUAUCAUUUUUGCGAUAACUUCUUUAUUUUCAAAUACGUUAUUGGUCCCAAAAAAAAAUAUCAAAUUUCAAGCCAUUUAAAUGCAAUGGCUCUUUCUGCAAUUCCACGCAUCAAAUGUCUAUAUUUGCUGCUGCAAAUGUAGUCUUUGUAUAUAUUACUUAAUGGAAAAAUAAAUAUUGAUUUAGGGGUUGUGACAUUCAUUGGUUUGUUAUCUAAUAUCCUUUUCUGUAUUCUAAGAAAAAUGCUUUGAUUUAUCUGUUGUUUGCCCAUGCUUUUGGAUUGUUCUAGCUUUUGAAUCUUGAUAGCUCAAACAAUAGCUCACAAAUCUAGUUUAGCUUUGUUAUUUCUGUAUUUUUAGGGACAAAUCUUUAACCUUCAGUUUGUUAUUUGGCAUCUUUUGUUAAUUGACUGUGACUACAUGCCUGUAUUGUAUUCUAGUUAUCUAAUUCUCUUCUAUUAAAUAAAUUUCCAUUUUUUUUUUUUGUAGAUUUAAAAUCUGAUUGUGCUGAUGUAAAAUUGAAGAUGGACACUUAUGUUGCUUUGUAAUUUUUCUUUUGGUUGGUAUAUGCUUAUGUAUUAAAAUUAGCUGAGACUAAUUUUAAUUUUCAUUCAUAUCAUGAUAUGUCUAAUAAUUAGUUCUGAGCUCCUAGCCUUUUUAUGUCUUGCUUUUAGAAUCUGUUGCAUUGUGCUCAUGUUGUCUCAUGUUCAUGAUUCCCUGCCCAUGCCUGUACUCGUACUUUAUAGACCCUAACCAGUCUUUUUUGUCAUGCAUUAUGUAAAAUGGUUGGAGAUAGUGAGUAAGGAUUUAAUAUCCUUGAAUCUAUCAAAAGAAAUGGUCCAUGAUCGCAUAAAUUGGCGGAAAAGGAUUCAUAUAGUCGACCCCACUUAGUGGGACAAAGGCUUGGUUGUUUUGUUGUUGUUGUAUUAUGUAAAAUGUUUCAAAGGCUGAAGGUUCUCACUUUCAGAGCUUAUGCCCUUCUCAAUUGUCCUCCAUUCCUGUUUUAUAAAUAAUUCAAUUGAAACCUUGGAUUGCUUUUGGCGUAAAUUAUUGGGCUUUAUUUUGGAUAAAUGAGGGUUCUCGGAAAAAGCUUCUUUUUUCUUUCCGUGUAUGAGAAGAGAUGAUAAAUCUCUGAAACUUCUAUUUGUAAUAUUAUAUGUGAUAUCUUUUGUUGAAUGUUGAUAUUAAAUGUUUGCAAUAUGGAAAUUCUCUCUCCCAAGGUUGUUUUGCAUUACUCUUCUAGGCAAUUGGAAUUGAUUAUUGGCGUGUUAAUUUCUGUAAAAUUACUUGAGGGCUGAAGUAUCUUUCAUUUAGAACUUAUUUUGCUUCAACACAUGUAUUGUGUUUUUCAAAACGCAGAUUAUUUUCUAAUUUUAUUUAUUUUAUUUGUUCUUGUGUGAAAAGUAAUUGAAAUCUGAUGAUAGCUCUUCAUGCAGUGAGAGAGUAGAUCAUGGCAGACUUGGAAAAAUUGCUCCUAGAGGCAGCGGGAAGAACUGGUGCGGGAGGGAGGAACCAGCACUUACUUCCACCAUCUAGAAGGCGACUUCAAGGUUCAUAUUCCGAUGAUGGAAGUGAUUCUAAGGAUGAUGAUUCAGAUGAUGAUCAUGGUUAUGCAAGCAGGAAGCCCUCAGGAUCUCAAGUUCCUUUGAAAAAGAGACUGGACCCAACUGAAAGAGACAAUGAUCAGGGCAGUCAGGAAGAAGGGGAUGAUGGUUUUGCUCAUGAGGGUGAAAGUGGUGAUGACUCGGAUGUUGGGAGUGAUCUAUACAAGGAUGAAGAUGACAGAGAAGAGCUCGCUCAAUUACCUGAACUUCAGAGAGAAAUGAUUUUGUCAGAACGUGCAACAAAAAGAGAUGAUAAGAAACUGCAGCAGGUGGUUAGGUCAAAGUGGGGCAAUGAGAAGAAAACACAAUCCAGACAAGAGACACCCCCUCUUGCCUCUUCUCGUGGUGUGCGCUCAUCAGCCAGGUCUGCUGAUAGGGCAGCUGCCAAGGAUGAUGCAUUAAAUGAGUUGCGAGCAAAACGGCUGAAGCAGCAGGACCCAGAGGCUCAUCGGAAACUGAGGGAUGCUGCUCGAGGAGGUUCUGCCAAGCGGGAGUUUUCUCCAAUCAAACGUAAUGCCAUUACUGCUUCUGGUUUGAGUAGCUCCAGUCAGAGUGAGAGUGAAAGUGGGUCCCAUAGUGAAGAUGAUGAAUCAACAGGGGAUGGAGGAAUGGCUGACAGUGAUGACGAUGGGGACAUGGGCCGGCCUGAGGUGCCAACAUUUGAUGAUAUAAAGGAGAUUACAAUUCGGAGGUCAAAACUGGCAAAAUGGUUUAUGGAGCCAUUCUUUGAAGAGCUGAUUGUGGGCUGCUUCGUGAGGGUUGGAAUAGGGAAGUCAAAAGCUGGCCCUAUCUAUAGGUUGUGCAUGGUCCGGAAUGUCGACGCCACUGACCCUGAUCGGUAUUACAAACUAGAGAACAAAACUACACAUAAGUAUCUCAACUGUGUUUGGGGCAAUGAAAGCUCUGCUGCAAGGUGGCAGAUGGCUAUGGUUUCAGACUCUGCACCACUCAAGGAGGAGUUUGACCAGUGGGUAAGGGAGGUGGAGCGUAGUGGGGGCCGGAUGCCAAGCAGACAGGAAGUGCUGGACAAAAGUGAGGCUAUACAAAAAACCAACAAUUUUGUUUACUCUGCAGCUACUGUGAAGCAGAUGCUACAGGAGAAGAAAUCGGCCUCAUCAAGGCCAUUAAAUAUUGCGGCAGAGAAAGACCGGCUGAGGAGGGAGAUGGACGUGGCAGAAAGUAAGCAUGAUGAUGCUGAGGUUGAGAGGAUCAAGGCAAGGCUGCAGCAUCUUGAGGCAUCCCGUCAAGCCCAAGAGAAAGAUGCCAAGGCUAUUAGGCUGGCUGAAAUGAACAGAAAGAACAGGGUUGAGAAUUUUAAAAAUGCAUCAGAAUUAAAACCAGUUAACACCAGUUUGAAGGCCGGGGAGGCUGGGUAUGAUCCUUUUUCGAGGAGGUGGACACGGUCAAGGAAUUACUAUGUAUCGAAGCCUGGUGGAGUAGAGGAGGCUGCUGUUGUAGCAAAUGGUGAUGCAAUAGCUGCAUUGGCAUCUGUAGACAGUAAUGGUGCAGGAGUGAGGGUUACAGCCGAGGCUGGCAUGGCAGCUACGACAGCAGCUUUAGAAGCUGCAGCUGAUGCGGGGAAAUUGGUGGACACAAAUGCUCCUGUGGAUCUAGGCACAGAAUCGAAUUCACUGCACAAUUUUGAGCUUCCAAUCUCAUUGGCUGCACUCCAGAAGUUGGGUGGCCCUCAGGGAGCCCAGGCAGGGUUCAUGGCAAGGAAGCAGAGGAUAGAAGCCACGAUAGGACGCCAGGUCCCCGAGAAUGAUGGGAGGAGACAUGUGUUGACGCUGACUGUUGGCGACUAUAAAAGGCGGAGAGGGCUGCUAUGAAAUCUUGUGAUUUUUGCUUCCUAGUGCCACCAUCUGUUCAUGCCUUGUCUUCGUGGGAAAGUGAAAGUUUGUUCUUGAGGUCUCUGUAAAUUUAUAUCAUGUAAUUUAUAUCAUGACCUAGACGUAUUUGAUCCCCUUCAUGAAGCCUUAUUUUUUGGUCAGGCCAGCAUGCGGCCCAGAUAAUGUGUUUUUGGCUGUUGUCCUCAUGUGCUGCUCUUCUUUGUUUUGUUGGGGGGGUGGGGGGUUGGCCGUGCGAGAGGAAUAGAAGGCUUGGGAUGGGAAAGAAAAGCUUGUGAUGCUCCAAUAUAUUUAUUUAAUUUAAAAUGGGUGCAUGAAGAGGUUCCUCUUAAA